AAGUUCUGUAAGGAAACAAUUCCCAUAAUUCAACCUGCUCUUACUUUAGUGACAGGUGACUUGACUGAUGCCAAAACAAAGGAUGGAUUUGGGUCUAAUCAGUUUGAGGUGGAGUGGCAAACUUACCAGACAAUCCUAAAAAGAUCUAAGGUCAUGGAAAAGACAAAAUGGAUAGAUAUAAAAGGAAAUCAUGAUACAUUCAACAUUCCUAGCCUGGAGAGUGUUCGUAAUUACUACAGGAAAUAUUCUGUGUGGCAGAAAGAUGGCUCCUUUCAUUACGUUCAUAGAACACCUUUUGGAAAAUAUUCUUUCACCUGCGUGGAUGCAAGUCUUGAUCCAGGUCCCAAGAGACCCUACAAUUUCUUUGGGAUAUUAAAUGCGAAUAAAAUGGCAGAGUUGUCUGCACUGAUCUCAGAAAGUCAUGAUAGUAACCAUACCAUUUUGUUUGGUCAUUUCCCUACCUCAUCAAUCAUCUCUGUAUCUCCAGGAAUACGAGCAGCCAUGCGUUUUGCCUUAGUUUAUUUGUGUGGGCAUUUCCAUACAUUGGGUGGCCUGAUGCCUGUCCUUCAUACUCGUCAUCCUGAUGGAACUUUAGAACUGGAGUUGGGAGACUGGAAGCAUAAUAGGAAGUAUCGGAUUCUUGCUUUUGAUCAUGAUCUCUUCAGUUUUGCUGACCUGAAAUUUGAAGAAUGGCCUGUAAUUCUUAUCACCAACCCUAAAUCAUACCUUUAUAGUAGCUAUGCUCACGAGCCGCUACAGAGAAUUCUUCAUUCUACCCAUAUUAGUUCUCUCCUUCUCCUAUCAAGUUUGUCAAGAUCAUGAUUGAUGACAUUUAUCUUGGAGAUGCUAUUCAGGUGUCUGGACCUCUCUAUGUCUUGAAAUGGUCCCCCCAAAAUUACAGUCAAGGAUUUCAUCAGAUAGCUGUGACUGUCGAGGAUGCCAGUGGUAGAAGUGGCACUCAGCUUCAUACAUUUGCUAUGCAGGAAAAUCUUUCUCUUAAAUUUGGUCUUUUGGCAUCUUGGCUUCUUCUUAGUGAUCAUUAUAUAUGGGUACGCAUACUCUUUGUGUUAAUAGUUAUAUUUCAAGUUGUUUUGCUGAUUAUUUUCCGGUUUCGAGAAAAACCUAAAUUUAAAGAACCUCCAGGGGUGGCAGUACGAGCCUCUUUUUCUCUUCAUGUCCUCAGCAAAACAGAUUUAUUUUUCUACUCGUUUUUGGUGCUAAAUCUAUAUACCAUUCUAGGACCCUGGUUUGUUGGUGAGCUUAUAGAGGGCCAUGUGGGCAUCUGCUUUUCCUUUGGAUUAAUUGUUAAUGGCCAUUUCUUUGAAGGCAGCUCAACCUUCCUUGUUGGAAUUUUACAGGUUGUACUAAGCUCCUUCCUGGUUUACAGAAUUUGGGCAAUGGAAUCUAUUGUGCUGAGAACCUUUAUUGUAGAUAUGAAGAACUACCAAGCUUCCUAAUGCUUCCUUUUUUUCAGGAACUUGAAGUAUACAUUCACUUAAACUGUUAAGUGGCAAAGCUGUGAACUAAUUCCGGUUUGUAUGUCUUACGUUCUGGUUGCAUAGACAAUUGAUUAUGAAGGUUCAGGAUUGCCAUGAAACCCUUUCUGUGCUGCUCUGUAAUAAAACUGUUAGAAAAAAGUGACACUAUUUGCCUCAGGAACCACUUUCUUAUUAUAUUUAUAUUAAUAGUCAAUGGUUUUGACCACAUACUGUUUUAACGCUAAACAAAAUUUAUGAAUGAACAAUUGUAAUGUUUGGUUAUUGUUUCUAUUUUGUGUGUUUAUGAGAUGAUUUACCUAAACAUGAGAUAUUUGCACUUUGCUGAACAGUAACUUACUCAGCCCUAAUAGAAGGCCUGUUGAU
This is a messenger RNA of Protobothrops mucrosquamatus (brown spotted pit viper), 1862 nucleotides long. Its product is annotated as transmembrane protein 62-like. NCBI's taxonomy places the organism in Eukaryota, Metazoa, Chordata, Lepidosauria, Squamata, Viperidae. The record is from RefSeq and is a predicted model, not a curated record.